UGCUGGAGAGUCGAUUUUGGACGGAAGUAGCUUCGUAGAACCGGAGAAACGAGAUGGGGUUGAAAUUAGAGGUGUUUCGGAUGUCGCUCUACCUUACUUUCCCCGUGGUGAUGUUCUGGAUCUCCAAUCAGGCAGAAUGGUUUGAGGACUAUGUUAUCCAGCGCAAGAGGGAGCUGUGGCCACGAGAGAAGGAGGAUCAGCGCCAAGAGCUAGAAGAAUUUAAGCAGAAGAUCCGAAAGCAGAGGGAAGAGAGACUUCUACAAGCUGCCCAGCAGAGCUCCUGACUCCUCCCUCAAGCUCUGAAGUUCC
Acomys russatus (golden spiny mouse) is the source of this 309-nucleotide messenger RNA. Its product is annotated as protein PET100 homolog, mitochondrial. NCBI's taxonomy places the organism in Eukaryota, Metazoa, Chordata, Mammalia, Rodentia, Muridae. The transcript has 4 exons. Gene Ontology annotation, cellular component: mitochondrial inner membrane; mitochondrion. Gene Ontology annotation, biological process: mitochondrial respiratory chain complex IV assembly. Bases 54 to 284 code for a protein of 76 amino acids. The record is from RefSeq and is a predicted model, not a curated record.